GAAAGAAACCUCCGCAACCAGCACAGAACGCACUAUGAGAUCAUGAGAGAGAAACAGAGACUCCAGGACCAGCUGGCAGAGAACGCCAAACAGAGCAGUGAGAAACACAGCAAGUUUGUCUCUGACACCAUGCACAAGUUAAAACAGCGUCAAGAAGAGGAGAACAAGCGAUACCAGGAAAACAUGACCAAGAAAAUGGACAUGCUGCUUAAACUGAAGAGUGACAUACAAGCAAACCGGGACAAUCUAAAGGCGUUGAGGGCCCGAGACAAGGCGGCCGAGAGACGUGAAGAGGAGAAGCUGGAACAGGUGCGGCAGAAGAUCCUGGAGGAGGGAGGCAACCCUGACCAGAUACUCCUCAUUCAGAAACGCAUCAGCGAUGUACAGAGACAGAAGAGCAACUUUGAGUCUGAGCAGCGUGAGAAGCAGGCAGCCCUCAUGGAGAAGAUACUGAUAGAGGAGGAAAGGAUGAAACGACGCAAACAGCAGCAGCCCCUCCUUUGGGCGGACCCAAACAGGGAAAAAACUAAGAUGAUUGGUCCACAAAAGAAGAAGCCCCUGAAGACGUUCCAGGAGUAUACAAGACUGACUGGAGAGGGCACUGAUCUCUCCAUUGACCUGCACGACUCCAUGGAUGAUCAGGAGAAGUAUGAUGGUGAGAAGAUGCAAGGAGAAGAUAGGGGCGAUAUCACACUUCCUGAGCAGCCUGUGAGAGAUGAACAGAGCUCUGAUUCCAGCGAUGGGGAUGACAAUGAUGAGAAUGCAGUGGACCUGGCGAAGCCCGAGUUUGAAGGCCUCUGGGACCACCACAAACCCUACACCAUGCCCAAAGACCUGGAUGCUUCAACCCCUCAAACUGCCCGGAGCCUCUAA
Molecule: messenger RNA, 873 nt
Organism: Dreissena polymorpha
Lineage: Eukaryota; Metazoa; Mollusca; Bivalvia; Myida; Dreissenidae
Product: cilia- and flagella-associated protein 74-like
Exons: 8
Coding region: 43-873 (276 amino acids)
Source: RefSeq, a predicted model, not a curated record